UUAAACGUCUGACAUGUUUUUAAUUUGACAUCAGUGGGCCGCAGUGCUUAAUGCAGCUGAACAGGUGGGCCUCACGGAAAAAAAAAAGUUUGGGAACCCGUGCCUACGUCACUGAGAAAAUAGCGCGUGCAGUAAGUUUUAAGACAGACGUUUUAUGCGGUGCUUCAUGGUUAUUUUAAACUACAUCGAAAUGCAUAAAUAGAAUCAUUGGUUAACGGAAUCAAGCGCAUAGUAAAUCACAAUUGAAAUGAUCACAGUUGAAAUCGAUAUACAAGCACGAUAAUAAUAUAAUAAUAUUAAUACCUGUUAUUUAACAUAUCAAAUAAUUUGGGUCUUGUUAGCUACUAUUGAGUAAGCUGAUCCUUCAGUUUUAAGAUGCAGGAUUGUUUUACACUUGAUGAAUCAUUUUCAGCAGCGGUGUGGAGUAGUGUUUAGGGCUCUGGACUCUUGACCCGAGGGUCGUGGGUUCAAUCCCUGGUAAGGGACACUGCUGCUGUACCCUUGAGCAAGGUACUUUACCUAGAUUGCUGCAGUAAAAACCCAACUGUAUAAAUGGGUAAUUGUAUGUAAAAAAAUAAUGUGAUAUCUUGUAACAAUUGUAAGUCGCCCUGGAUAAGGGCGUCUGCUAAGAAAUAAAAAUAAUAAUAAUUUUGAAGUGAGUAAGUCUUAGUCUUGGGGUUGAAAGCAUGGUAUUUUUGCACAUGUUCUCCCGUCAUCUUCAGUCAGAUUCUCAUUUGUAUCUUUUAGAGCGGUUUCUUUUUAAAGUAAGGUGAUUUGUACUGUCAAGAAACUCUUUUUGGAUAAUAUUGCAAGGUGAAUUUCUUGAGUUUGAAAGCGCAGAAACGUGGGUGACGGAUUAUAUCAAUUUGUUGCACUUCUAAUUAAUAAACCCAAACAAAACUACCGUCCCUGACCUCCAGAUAACACUAAACAAAAUUGUUACUAGUUGUCGUGACCCGGUGAAAGAGAACUAGACAGAAACAAAAAAAAAACUACCUUCAGCCUAUGGGACUAAGGUGGGAGGGGUUGAGCUGUCUGCUGUCUGUAACAGUUGUAUUUAAGCGAGGAGUGGAGGUAAAAUUACAGGACAUACAGGUAGCAAGCGCUGUCUUGAGCUUCUGCGAAGUUUAAUUUUUUUUAUAACUUCAGAUUUUGGGCGCUUCUUUUGAGGCAAUAAAACAAAUCGCAAUGGAAACGUCUCAGGACGAGAAAUUUAGCAGCCGGCACCCCGAAAUCGUGAACUGCAGUAAGGACACUGCCAGCAGGAAUCCCCAGGACCGAGCAGAGGAGGAGGAGGAGGAGGAGGAAGAGGGGGGCUCCGGAAGACUGGACCUCAAUCAGAAGCCACCCUACUCGUACGUAGCGCUGAUCGCUAUGGCUGUCAGGGAGAGCCCAGAGAAAAAACUCACCCUCAACGGGAUAUAUCAGUUCAUCAUAAACAGAUUUCCAUAUUACGAGAAAAACAAGAAGGGCUGGCAGAACAGCAUCAGACACAACCUGAGCCUCAACGAGUGCUUCGUUAAGGUUCCCAGAGAAGGCGGCGGAGAGAGGAAAGGUAACUUCUGGACCCUCGACUCUGCCUUUGACGAUAUGUUCGAUAAAGGGAAUUACCGGAGACGCAGGCGAGUAAAAAGACCAUACCGACCCCCAUCAGCUCCAUACGGGAAACCCUGCUUGAAUUAUUCCGAUCCGUACUACCUGCAUCCUAACUCCAAGUACUUGCAGACUUCUUUUGUCAGUAACUCUUGGUCGGUGGGACAGUCUAGCCCGUUUGGGCAAGCGACCACGUCGUUGAGUUACCAGCAGUGCCAAGCCAGCAGCGGCAAUGCCAGCCCCGUAUCUAUGAACGGAUAUGCCAGCCCCGUAUCUAUGAACGGAUAUGCCAGCCCCCUUCACCAAUCCUAUAACCCCUAUCACCGACACUUGGUUUCUGCGAUGGGAAAUCACUAUCCCGGUAUGACCCAGCAAAUCAGCCCGGGGGGGACGUCAGCGACUGCCAGUACCUACCAGUUACCUGGUGCCAGACAACCUGAAAUGCCUGUUGUGCAUUAUUAUUGGGAUUAGGAGGAAAGCGUUGAACUGUGAUUAACCGAAAGGACAGGUGCUGUUCGGUAUUAAUACAGACUGUGGUAACGUGUCAAACAAAAUCAUCUGUGUUAACGUUAUUUUAAAAGAAAUUUAAACACUGUCGUUUGUUUUAUUUUAAAAGACUGGAUAAUCUUGGAGUAACCCGGCCCUGGAUCCGCCGAGUUUAUUUUUUCUAGUGUUGAUUGACUUGUUGUCCAGAUUUGAAUUGCAUUGAAUCGUUUUUUUUUUUACUAUGUUGAACAUGUUCAUUUUAAUGUUUAAGAUCACAAUUGUUUUUUGCUUGACUUGAAUGUACAAAAAAACUGUUUUCAGCCGUUUCAACAAAAAUAAAAUCGUUACAUGUAAAUGCAUUUUCGCAUUGAAGGUUAACUUAAAUUUAUGUGCAUAGCACUUAUUUUUAUAUUAAGGUAUUUCUGUUUUAAUAAAUGCUUGUUAAGACAA
Messenger RNA from Acipenser ruthenus (sterlet), 2529 nucleotides. Its product is annotated as forkhead box protein L2-like. The coding region runs from base 1189 to 2064 and encodes 291 amino acids. The record is from RefSeq and is a predicted model, not a curated record. Gene Ontology annotation, biological process: regulation of transcription by RNA polymerase II; anatomical structure morphogenesis; cell differentiation. Lineage: Eukaryota; Metazoa; Chordata; Actinopteri; Acipenseriformes; Acipenseridae. The transcript has a single exon. Gene Ontology annotation, molecular function: RNA polymerase II cis-regulatory region sequence-specific DNA binding; DNA-binding transcription factor activity, RNA polymerase II-specific.